Liolophura sinensis is the source of this 2017-nucleotide messenger RNA. Its product is annotated as myogenesis-regulating glycosidase-like. Lineage: Eukaryota; Metazoa; Mollusca; Polyplacophora; Chitonida; Chitonidae. Gene Ontology annotation, molecular function: hydrolase activity, hydrolyzing O-glycosyl compounds. Gene Ontology annotation, biological process: carbohydrate metabolic process. The record is from RefSeq and is a predicted model, not a curated record.
CCGAUACAGGUUAUCUACAUGUGCUUCAGUGUAUUACAUCUACCUUCUGGUCGUUCAAAGCAAAGCAAUAAUUGUGCUAUUCUGUGAAUGAGUGAAGACAUUGCUGUGGUGUUCUAUAUGGAGAGCAGAAAAUGAGUGCGUUCUUUUGCAAGUUUGACGAAGGAAAACACAAGAUACUGUUUUGCUCUUCCCCGGUAACAAUACCGAAGAGCCAUUUCUGCGUGGCAUAAUUCGUGGAUUUCCAAAAAGACAACGUAUCACCCCAGACAAAUCAGAAUGUGUAAUUCAGGCUGGAGAGGACAGUGUGGAAUUUGGGCAAAUGGCGACCCUACAAGUUUCCAGGAUGAGCGUGGGAAGGGACAAAGAAAUAGACUCUUUCCACAUCUCACUAAAAGCUCACAGUCGCGAUUAUACGCCUGAGAUAGAAUUUGAUCUGGAACCAGAUAAAGUUCACUGGUACGGUGGAUCGGAGUUGUAUAUUCAGCAAUGGCCGAUGAACAACUCGCAUAUACCAGACGGACCGUAUCUGUCUAACGAUUACCUGUGUAUGCCAAAGGAUCACAAAGCCUCUGGACCCGUCUUAGAAAGGUACUGGAUCAAUUCCCGAGGAGUUGGAGUCUGCGUGGACAAUGAAGUGCCACUACACGUAAGCUGGGACGGUACUUACGGGCAAUUCAGACUGAAAGCAGACGGCUUACCGACACUGUCGCUUACUAUCUAUAAGGCGUCCAAUGUGAAAGAAGUGCAUCAAACAAUGUCCAGCAUCUGCUUCAGUAAACCACUGGGGAAACCGGACGAACGGAUGAUCAGGAGUCCCAUCUGGUCCACAUGGGCAACAUACAAAGUCAACAUCGAUCAGAAGAAAAUCUUGGACCUUGCUCAAGAUAUUCUGAGUCACGGCUUCUCCAAUAGUCAGUUAGGAAUUGAUGAUAUGUUUUCCAGUUCCUACGGAGACAUUGACUUCAGUGAAGCGAAGUUCAGUGACCCCAGGGCAAUGAUAGAUAAUCUGAAGAACCUCGGGUUCCGUGUUACUCUUUGGGUGAUGCCAUUUUCCAACCUUGAUUCCAGUGCAUUUAAGGAAGGUACAAAGAAGGGAUACUUCGUCAAGGAAACGCGUGGCGAAGCCCCAGCCUUGGUAAAAUGGUGGCAAGGUAUAGGAGCUGUUCUAGACCUCACCAAUCCUGAAGCGGUCGAGUGGUAUUCCCAGAGGCUGAGGAAAAUUCAGCAAGACUACGGUGUAGAUUCUUUCAAGUUCGAUGGUGGCGAAAUAGGUUACUUGCCCAUGAACUUCAAAACAUUCCGCCCACUGAAAAACCCUGGAGAGUACACAACUCUCUACAACAAGUUAAUCUGCAGCUUCGGAGGAAUGGUGGAAAUGCGAUCUGCCUUUAUGUCACAGGAGUUCGCCAACUUCGUCCGUGUGACAGACAAAGAUUCCUGCUGGGGCUAUGAAAACGGGCUACAGUCAUUGAUCCCAACCGUACUUACCAUUGGACUUCUUGGCUACCCUUACGUUCUUCCGGACAUGAUAGGUGGUAACGCUUACGGUGAACAUGGCGAAUUCCACUUAACUGUUCUGCCCCAGAGAGAGUUGUACAUCCGCUGGCUGGAACUGACGGCGUACCUACCCUCAAUGCAGUUUUCUGUGUUACCAUGGCAAUAUGACGAAGAGGUUGUGCAACUGGCCAGAAAGUUCGUGGACAUCCAUGAAAAUAUUGUUGCCUCUCGGAUUAUAGAGGCAAUCAAGCAAACACAUUCUGAGGGCACGCCCUUGAUUCGCCCAAUCUGGUGGCUGGCCCCGGAAGAUGAGGACGCCCUUCAGGUGGACUCGGAGUUUAUGGUGGGAGACUCCUUACUCGUAGCUCCAAUACUAGAGGAUGCUCAGCGACAGAGAAGUAUAUACUUACCAGAGGGCAAAUGGCGGGAUGAACUUCGUGGUUGUGAGCUAGACGGCAAAACCUGGCUACAAGACUACAGAAUCGAACUAGAUCAAGUGGCUACCUUUGUAAAGUUUUGA